Venturia canescens is the source of this 2312-nucleotide messenger RNA. It is a transcript of the gene Taf8, whose product is annotated as transcription initiation factor TFIID subunit 8-like. The transcript has 4 exons. The record is from RefSeq and is a predicted model, not a curated record. Gene Ontology annotation, cellular component: transcription factor TFIID complex. NCBI's taxonomy places the organism in Eukaryota, Metazoa, Arthropoda, Insecta, Hymenoptera, Ichneumonidae. The coding region runs from base 284 to 1189 and encodes 301 amino acids. Gene Ontology annotation, biological process: transcription initiation at RNA polymerase II promoter. Gene Ontology annotation, molecular function: protein heterodimerization activity.
UCUCAUUCAGAGUGGGGUAAUCGAUGUACGAGUGUUUUUCUGGUUUUUCAUAAAGAUAUAUAACAACUGUUUUGCACACCUGAAUACUAUGUACUUCGAAACAUUAUCCUUGCAUUUUAUAUUCAUCUGAAACAUUGUUUAUCAACACGAGGGUUUAUGUAUAUAUCGCGAUAAAGAGGCGCAUGUAUAAACAACCUAUUGUACGUAAAUACAUUGUUGCCACCACUCGUGAGCCAAAUAAAAAAGAGCAAUGAAAAAUAAUCAUAAGCGAUAAUAUCAAAACAUGGAAUCUCAAACUGUCAACACGCGAAGAAAAGUAUUAAAUAACGCCGUUUGCGGAAUAUUAGUGGAAUGUGGAUAUGAAACUUGUGACAAACAAGCGUUGGAGACCCUCACGGAAAUGAUUCAAUCAUUUAUAAUCGAAGUCGGCGAAUCUGCAAGAAACUUUUGCGAACUUUCUGGGCGAACGGAACCUCUUGUCGCUGACAUUGUACUUGCGCUUGUUAACAUGGGAAUAAAACUGGAUGGCCUUGAUACCUAUGGGAAAAGGCCUAAUAAGACUAUCCUUCCGCAACUUCAACAACAAACUCAAUCCAAGCAACUCAAUAUUUUGCAAGCUGGUGUCAAGCAGGGUCAUCCUUCUUACAUUCCUAAUUAUCUACCACAGUUUCCAGAUCCUCAUGCUUAUAUUAGGACACCGACCCAUAAGCAACCAGUAACGGAAUAUGAAGCAAUUAGAGAAAAAGCGGCAACACAGAAGCGAGACAUUGAGCGAGCUUUGACCAGAUUUAUCGCGAAAACUGGUGAAACUCACAGUUUGUUUCUUACCGAGGACAACAGCAUGUUUCCACUCGUUGCGUGCAAGCCUCAAUUCCCGUCGUAUUUGUCAGCACUUCUGCCACAGGAUCAGGUUUUCGAACCUGAUCAAGAAUUUCAUUUCGAACCCAGUCCUGUCAAGAAGAAAAAAGAAACAAAGAAAAAUCCCGAGGAAACCGAAGAAUCAACAAGUAUCAAAGUAAGCAGUGAUGUGACCGCCGAACAAAACGAGGAAACUUUGACACAGCAAGAUACAAUUGAUAAUCCAUAUCUACGGCCUGGAAAAAUUCCGAAAGCCAAGAUACCGCAGAACUCAACAACAUUGCUCAAUCCCCAGGGUAUGAGACGAGAUGGCACUGAUAUAGAUUUAUAAAAAAAAAAAUUUCAUUUCAUUUUUGGUUUACGUUACUGUACAUAUUUCUUUUCUAUUCUUGAAUAUGGGCGUAUCUAACAUAUUUACCGUCAAAGUUGAACUUUUUUUGCACUGUCUUCUUUAACUGUAAAUACAUUUUCCAUGUGUGCUUCGGUCUUUGUAAAAUCGAAUGAUUGAACUCACAAACUAUCAGUAAUAAAAAAAACCGAUAGGAUAUUAGUUUUUUUUUCUUUCAAAACUCAAAUGAUAAUAUUUUGAAGAUUUGCGUAACUUUAUUGCAUUGUUCUCGGACUUAGAUUAUCUAUCGUUCAAAAUUUGCGUCAAGAAGUGACCUCAAAGCUAUUCGCUAUGGGUUUUCAGAACUAGUAAUUUUCUAGUGAUUAUAACCAAAAUUCAAAAAAACAUGGGAAGAACACAAAAAUAUUAAGAGAUUUAAUAUAGCAGUGUCGUCCGUUGGUCAUUCACUGUAAAGCUAAGACGACUAAGGUAAUAAAGCUAAGAAUAAUCAAUUUGAAAAAAACUAGAAAAUUUAUAGCUAGUAAUAUUUUUACGUAUAAUAAUACUGAAAAUUGGCCCUACUUUGAAAUAACCAGGACACUGUAUGUGGGGUGGAAAUAUAUUUUUCUACGUUGGUGUAAUGGUUCAGCUAAUUGAUUUUGUAUGAUUAGAAAUCGGAUAGAAAGAAAAACUAGCAAAAUUUUAAUGUUACUUUUCAAAAACACGUGAUUUAACUGGAACUCAUACUCUCAUGACGAUGUAUUAAAAAUAAGAGCUCAAGACACGAAUGAUAGAAACAAUGAAAGUCGAUCAUCAUAUUUUGAGACAAUGAAACAGAGGCUUAUAGAAUCUUGAAUAACCUGUUUUAUAUAUUUUUUUAUUUACGUUCAUCUGGACAUCAUUUAUUUUUUCAAAGCUUAUAACUGAUCUGCAGCCUCAACUGACAUAGUACUUAAACAUUCGAGUUUCCUGACAAAAAUUUCGUGAAUUUUUAUUAUGUUAACUCAUACGUUUGUGAGAUCAUUUUAUAAGAAUGUAACACAUCAAUCUUGACAUCAUCGAAAAUGAUGAUAUUGUACACAAUGAGACGGAAUACAAACAUAGACAACCAUCGAUGUGAAUCUCA